This is a messenger RNA of Phyllopteryx taeniolatus (common seadragon), 11965 nucleotides long. RefSeq names its product nucleus accumbens associated 1, BEN and BTB (POZ) domain containing b (gene nacc1b). Gene Ontology annotation, molecular function: protein binding; RNA polymerase II cis-regulatory region sequence-specific DNA binding; DNA-binding transcription factor activity, RNA polymerase II-specific. Gene Ontology annotation, biological process: regulation of transcription by RNA polymerase II. Lineage: Eukaryota; Metazoa; Chordata; Actinopteri; Syngnathiformes; Syngnathidae. The coding region runs from base 233 to 2065 and encodes 610 amino acids. The record is from RefSeq and is a predicted model, not a curated record. The transcript has 8 exons.
UAUGAAGGCAACACCUGAACUCGAUGGACCAUGCUCAACAUGUAUCUCCAACUCCCAAAUCUGUCUGUCUCAUCGAUGAUUCUGCCAUCUGUCUGCAAUAUGGGAAGCAGCAAACUCUGCUUUGCCCAUACAGUACAAUACCCCCACCCCGUUUUUUUCCCCUCGUCAAGCACGCGUGUGUACGUGCAUGCCUUCAUGAUGAUGCUGCUCCGCCGUCGAGUCCCAGUAAUGAAUGGCUGCCUGCGGUGCGGCAGAGGGACACACCACCACCACCACCACCACCACCAUUAGCGAGCUUCCCAGGCCCCGCUGCUGCUCCUCCGCAAACGAGUUCCAGCGGCCGAAGGGACCCUGUGGUGCUGGGCACAGCGUUAUGGCUCAGACGCUACAGAUGGCGAUCCCCAACUUUGGCAACAACGUCCUGGAGUGUCUGAAUGAGCAGCGUCUGCAGGGCCUCUACUGUGAUGUCUCCGUGGUGGUCAAGGGACACGCCUUCAAGGCCCACCGUGCGGUGCUGGCGGCCAGCUCAUCAUACUUCCGCGACCUGUUCAACGCGGGCGGCAAGAGCUCGGUGGUGGAGCUGCCUGCCGCCGUGCAGCCACAGAGCUUCCAGCAGAUCCUGGCCUUCUGCUAUACGGGCCGCCUCAGCAUGAACGUGGGGGACCAGUUCCUGCUCAUGUACACCGCAGGCUUCCUGCAGAUCCAGCAGAUCAUGGAGAAGGGCACAGAGUUUUUCCUCAAGGUCUCGUCCCCGAGCUGCGACUCGCAGAGCCUCCACGCCGAGGAGACGGAGCCUCAGAGUCCUGUCACUCAGACGGUCGGAGUGGCGGGCGGUACCCCAGUUGCCAGACCCACAGCUUGUUUGACACCGCUACAUCUGAUGUCCAAAGUGAAGACAGAGCAGACGUCCACCGCGCCUCAGACUCAACAGCAGGAGGGCUUCCCCUACUCGGUGGUCUGUAUCCCAGUGGCCAAGCGACUGUGGGAGGGUGGCAACGGAGGGGGCGCUUCUGCAAGUGGCGGUGGCGCCCAAAGAAAGGCGGCGCGCUACUCUUCCACGUCCUCCUCCUCCUUCACCUCCAAUGCCGCUACCCAGGAUGCCUCUGGCCGGGGGGGCGCCCCUACAUUACUGGCAGGAGGCGCCAACAGCAACAACAACAGCAGCAGUAACAACAAUAAUAGUAAUAACGGUGGGACCCCCGAAGGCACGAGUCCAGGCACGCUCAGUCUGUACACCAGCGACUCGCCAAUCAGUUACCACGAAGACGAGGAAGAGGAUGAGAUGGCGGACGAGAGCGCCGAAGAGCAGUACAGGCAAAUCUGCAACAUUUACACCAUGUACAGCAUGCUCAACGCCAACGCCACAGUGCCCGGUGAGAAGGUGGAGGCACUGCCGGACGCCGCCCCGGACUCGGGGCGCCGAGGUGGUCGCCCCCGGCAGGAGCUGGCGUCGCUGCCGUCUGAGCUGAUAAGCCAGAUCGGCAACCGCUGCCACCCCAAGCUUUAUGAGGAGGGUGACCCGGCCGAGAAGCUGGAGCUGGUGAGCGGAACCUCAGUGUUCAUCUCGCGGGCGCAGCUCAUGAACUGCCACGUCAGCGCCGGCACGCGACACAAGGUUCUGCUCAGGCGGCUGCUGGCCGCCUUCUUUGACAGGAGCACCCUGGCUAACAGCUGCGGCACCGGCAUCCGCUCGUCCACCAAUGACCCAAGUCGCAAGCCGCUGGACAACAGAGUGCUGCACGCCGUCAAAUUCUACUGCCAGAACUUUGCGCCCAGCUUCCGGGAGAGUGAGAUGAAUGCCAUCGCUGCCGACAUGUGCACCAAUGCCCGCCGCGUAGUCCGCAAGAGCUGGAUCCCCAAACUCAAACUCCUGAUGGCAGACAGCGACGCCUACUCUACCUUCUUGGCUGACAACGUCAAGAUGGAGGCCGAUGGGCUAGGUGGUGAGCAGGGCUUUGACGCCGCCUCCCUGGAGGUAGCAACCGGGGGUAAUGAAGGAGGGGCGACGGCCACCGACGCCCUCCAGGACGGCGGAGGAGGAGGAGAUGGUAGCACUUUGUUUUGAGUGAGUGAACGGACAGAUGGAUGUUUGGACAGACGGCAGCACGGAGUGCGGCCACUUUGUCGCCGCUUCCAAUGUUUUUCUUCCUUUUUAGCAUCACUUCCUUCUGCUUGUUGCUGCUCUCUUGCCAGCCCACAAAACGGAGCAUGUACCAUAAUACCCAGGACAGGAAGUGGGCUUCUCUUGUCUGCAUGUAGCGUCAUCGCGGCAAAAUCAAUCCCGUAUUACCCCCUCCUUCAUACUGAAUGUAUGUGCGUUUCGUGAAGGGUUUGCCCCAAAGAACCACUCGUGUUUGUUUACUUUUCCUUUAAAUUGAAAAGUAAUUUUUUUUUUUUACGUGUUAUUGCGACAAAAUUACGGUGGGAUUUUUGGGCAUUGGUGACAUGAGAAAUCGUCUUGUUAUCUGGAGGUCAAAAUCCAAAGUAGCUAACGAUGGGUUAUGAACCCAGGUUUUGGGGGGAAUACCCCUUUCAUGUGAAUAACCGGAGAGCCGACAUUUGCCUAUGCCAUCCACGCAGAUCAGCGAAGGAAUGGCAACAAUCUAUGGUUCUUCUCCUGCCGAAAUUGAUCCCGUGUUCUUCCCCAUCGAAGUCAUACUGAAUGUACGUGUUAUUCGUGGAGGGUUUGCCCCAAAGAACAACUUGAGUUUGUUUACCUUUCUUUACAUUUUUUUUACUUUUUUUUUUAAACAUGGAUAGGUGAUACCAGUCAUUGGUAUCGGGCCGAUACUGGCUUAAUUUCAAAGUGCUCGUGAAGGCUACUGAGACCAGCCACCGAUACUAAAGGCAAAAAAAAUAUAUUUUUAAUUGAGGAAGCCCUCUUCGCCAGUAGUGGGUACUACGCUGCCACAGUGUGACAUAUCGGUGAAUCAUCAUGUAUGUCAUAAAGAAAGAAAGAUCUUUGUGCGCAAUUAUCUAGCUUUAUUAAUUGAAAGUAAUGUUAUGUAUCAAAAGUACUAGUAGCAUUGGUACUCUGUUUCGGUGAAUACUGAAGAAUGAAUACUCCUACUGGUAUCAGUCUGAAAAAAAGUGGUAUCGAACAUGCCUAUUUUUUACGUUAUUUUGAUAAUAUUGCAGCAGGGUUUUUGUGUAGUGUUGCUUGGAGAAAUAGGCUUAAUUGUCAUUAGUAGGCAAAAUUCAAAGUCGAUAAAAUUAUGUGUUCAUGCAUUUUUUGGGGUGAAAUUCCAAUUUAGCCUCUUUGACACAAAAUUGACAUGUCAGUAGGGCCUGGAUUUGUUCGCCAUUUCACACAGAACACACUGAAGAAACUGCGACUAUUUCUUUCGAUGCGACAUGAUGCUAAGCAGCGAGUGUCUAGCGUUAAACUUUGGACCCUGGCAACUGCUUCUCGCGAUCAUCUUACACGCAGGCGGCAUUUCCGCCUCUCCUAUGACGUCGGAAGCCGGCGAUUUUGCGGGUCGACUUCCAGCACCCCCAUUCCAUAUCUGUACCUUUCGCACAGUAGGGUGACCAGAGAAAAGACUGUCUUUGAUGGGUGGUGUGAAAGAGGCGAGUGCCGUAAGAUGUAAAGGGAUUUUUUUUUCUUUAACUACUGUAAUGUUGCUAUGGUAACAAAAUUACACAUGGAACCUCCAAACACGCCCUCUUUCAUUUAGGUGGUGUUUUGGUUCUGAUCGGACUCCCUUUUCCACUAAACCUUUGAACAUUCUAAAAUUUUUCCUAAAUUUGAGCACCUUAUCUCCAAUUGAGCGUUGCGUUUGAGAGCGCAGGACUGGUCAGUGUCUCUGUGUUUUGUGGGGGAAAAAAAAAAAAAAAAGUGUCUCGAGUCAAACCAGAAUCAGAGUUAACCUUUAAGGUGCCGUCCAAUCGACACCAGUGUUUUAUAGUUAUGAUAAUAGGCCAGUGUUAUUUUAAUGCAAAAGUGUUUGAUUGUUUUCUGUUCUUUUGUCAGUUUUUAAUUUUUUAUUUACAUUUUUUAUUUUUUUUUUAAUAAAAGUAGCUUUAUGGGAUAAGAACCUGACCGGGAAGUUGCCCACCCCCUUCCCUCCCUGGUACGUUUAGGGUUAGGGUCCCACAUUUAUUCCGGUACGCUGAUUUAAAUGCACCACCUUAUAUAUUCGCCAUUGUCGACAGGCAAGGAAGACGAGGACAGAGUGAGACCGCCUCCCAGACACAAUCCACAUUAUGACUGCCUAAUAUGUGCGCGCAUAUUAAUGCAUCGCCUCAGACACUCCCGCGUCUCCUUUUAUGUUGUGUGUGUCAGCCAGAGUGCCAUCUACACGCUCCAUAUAUAUAUGUGUGUGUGUGUGUCUGGCUGCCGAUUACACAUGCUGCGUGGGUGGCGUCUUUGUUUUUGUCUGCCUUUCACACGCACACACGGACACACACACAUCGUAUGCGCCAAAGUCAUGUUUAUGUUCAUUCGACUGUAGAAACAAGGCGUCGUAUUCUAUCCGUUUGAAUUGAACUUUCUCGCUUUUACUUUUCUUAUUGUGUGUUUACCACACCUUUUCUCUAAGAAAAAGGCAAAAAAAAUGAUGAGGAACAUCUAUGUGCCCCCCCCACCCCCCACCCCGUGGCUGGCGACCAAUCACAAGCGCGAUAUUGACCAGACGGUUGAACCGAGCGAAUUCUAAUCAUGCCAGACUUGAAGGAAGGGAGUAGGAAAAUAAGGAGCAGGAGGAGGAGGGGUGUGUGUGUGUGUGUGUGUGGGUUAAAGAAUCUCCCAGGACAGACGAAGAGGCACUGCGGCAGUCACAAUCCAGACAAAAGAGAUGCGUAGAAGAAGAGUCUCCAGUGUAAACACCUGUAUGUUUGGUUACAAAACCUCUGCAGUCGUUUUUUAUUUUUUAAACGGACGCUCUGAGAGGUGGAAAAAUGACAAAACUUAAGCAUGCGCUAAUGUUGGAAUUGCACUAAAAAGCUGAGCAUAAGGGUGCCUCUUGUCUGUUUUAAGCACUGCAAUCAUCAUGAUGAUGAUGACAAUGAAGGCCAAGCUUCCAGAAGAAUCUUGCUGCUUCUGGUAGUAAACAUCCCAGGAUCGGCAUCUUUAUAAUUUUUUGUUGCGUCAAAAAUGUGAUUACAAAUAAUAUGAGAAGUUGGACGUUUCUGAGCCAAAAUGGCGGCUUGAGGCGACAUUUACACAUCGUUUUUAAGCGUGAAGGUCUAACGGUGAACUUGAAUAUCUGCAGAAACAGAUUUCCACACAGAGAUCCUGUAAAAUUUCUGCAUGUAGUUGUAACGGAACCCAUCUUUAAAUCCAGAUGACUCUGAGCCAAAAUGGCAGAUGAAGACGGUUUUUAACGUGACCACGACUGAAAAUGGAAAAAUUUGAAAACUUGAGUUUUGGACAUAUUUUUACAAAGAUCCUGGAAAAUUGCCCCAUCAGAGCUAUAACACACUAUGUAGGUUCUGUGUGAAAGGCACAUCCACACGCUCUAAAUCCAGAUGUUACGUUUUUUAACCAUGCCUGUUUUAUGGAGGCUGAAAUUGAAAUUCACACAGAACCUAGCAAAGAUCUUCAAGUUCAGCUAUUUUUGAGCUAAAAUAGCAGAUUAAGGAGGCAGUUACUUAAUGCCAUUUUUAUCUUUUUUUAUCAUCGGUCUUGGUUCUGUGUGAAAGGCACAGCCAAGAGGUUCAAAUGCAGAGGUUUCUGGGUCAAAAUAGUGGCUUAUGUUGUUUACCUGAUGCCAUUUUUAAGCCUGUAGGUGUUACAGAGUCUGAAAGACCAAACAUUUGGAAAUGGAAAGUUUUUGACAGUUUUUUCCACUUGGAGGGCUUGUAAAAUGGGCGCAUCAUGGCUGUAACAGACCAUCUGGGUUCUGUGUGAAAGGUACAGCAAAGAGCUUGAAAUCCACAUGACUGUGAAUCAAAAUGGCAGGUUAAGAGGACGGCUAUGUGACACAGAUGGUGAAAAAAAGUAUGCUUUUGACGGUGUAUAUUUUUUUUGCACACAACCUGUAAAAUUGGCACAUCAGAGGUUGGUUUAGGAGCCUGUGACUUUCACACAGACCCCAGCAAAUACCUUAAAAUCUGGAUGUUUCUGAGCCAAACUGAUGAAGAUGCCCUAUACGAGACAAAAUUUUUAACAAAUACAGAAAAAAAAAAAAAACCUGCUAUUUUUCAUGUCUGUAACAUGUUUUUAACCAUUUUUCACACGGAGAUCCUACAAAAUUGGCAAAGGUACCAGUGCGGGGUAGGAGUCAACCCACACAAGUUUCGAUGUAGUCCUAGGCGGAAAACCUCCAACAAAUGUGAUGUUUAACUCUGAUGUCACCACUCAUCUAAUUAUCUGAAUGCGCAAACCCGCAAAGGCUCUGUGAAUUUACACAGACAAAUAAAUACUGGCUUUUUAAGCCUUUUUGUUUUCACAUGCUGUAAAAGGGAUUUGAAUGACAACGUUGUCAUUUUAACAUGAAAAAUGCCACAAAAUGUUAGUUAGUCUCGACUAGCGCAGCAUUUGAGAUGUUUCAUUUAUUUGACCAUUUUGACCCACAAAGAACCAAAAAUUGGACGUAAAAUUUGUGGGAGUUGGGCCUAAGCGGGAGUUUGAAUUCUGAAGAGCUUUGUUUGUAAACAUCUCACUAGAAGUAUUUUCCUUAAUUUUACAUUUAUUUUUAUUUUUUUUUACAUUUGCGCUUGUAGCCGUCGAGAGGUAAGAUCCUACUAAAAAUUAACACGUGUACGACGUAGUCGCCGAGACGGCCUUUAGUUGUAUCGUAGUUUAGAGAAAGAGAAGCACAUAUUGUUGCAUCAUUGUAUGACUGGGGUGCUGGGAGAGGGUGGGAUUUUAAAAUUUUUAUUUUUAAUUUUUUUGCUAUUACAGCUAUCGCGGUGCUUAGAAAGCGGACGGACGGACGAUUGCGAGGCGUUUGAAUGUCUUUUAAAAUGACACUAUUCUCGUACCUUUACACUUUUUACACUCGUGUUAUGAGUUUUUUUUCUCUAAGCUACGACUUCCAGUCUCGUAAUGGCCUAUGACUACCACAUCGUACGACUUUUAAACUUAUGAAAUAUUUUUCUUGCAAAUUUUACGACUAUGUAAAAAUGUGAUUUUAUUUAUUUUUUCUUACAAAUUCUGACUCGUCAAAUUAUGAUUUACCAAGUCUUGUAAAAUGUGACUUGUAAUGCUAAGGAAAAUGCUAAUUUUUUUUCUUCGAUUACUUGACUUUACAGCUUUAUUGUCAGAAAAUUAUAAUUUUUUCCCUAAUGACUUUAUUCUUGUAAUUGGAGGCUUUCUCACAAAAUUAACUUUUGUGUCUCAAAACUAGGACUUCAUUUUUGUAAAUAAAAUGCAGAUUGUAUGGUAUGACUUUUUUCUCAUAAUGCUUUUUUUUCUUUAAAAAUGACUUUUCAUUUCAACUAUAAAAUUUGACUUAAAUUAUUCAAAUUAGAAUUGUUUUUCCUCACGACUCCACUAAUAAUAUUUGAACUUUGUCAUAAAAGUCCGACUUUAUCAUAGCUGUAUUUUUUUCAUUAGUAUAACUUUUUUUGGGUUUAAAAUCCUGUCAUAACUUCUUGCAAAUUUACAACUUUGUCAUUUCAAUUUGGAUUUCUGUCAUGACUACUCUUUAGUUGUGUCCUAAUAUUAUGACUUCUUGUAAUGAUACUUUAGUCUUUAGUCUCGACAGAUUUUACUCUACUGUAAUGUUACGGGACGAGUGAGAUUUUAUGUUAUUCUAAUGACUUGCAAAUUUGACUACUUCCAUAAAAUUAGGAUUUUUUUUUUCAUUUUUUUCCACUUGAUCUUUUAAAAUGUGCAAGUUUAUUCACAAAAUUAAGAUUCUAUUCCUGAUGACUAUUUUUGCAAUAUUAUGACUUAAAAUGCGUCUUUUGUAUUGCUACGAGAAUAGCCAGAAUCUUACAAAUGUUUCGUUUUUCUUUGAAUACAACUUUUCUCGCAAACCUCCGACUUUAUUGUGAUAAAAUAUGACUUUGUUAUCCUAGACAAAAAGUCAGAAUUUUGGGGAAGCUACGAGAUGUCUGACUGUUUUUUUUUUUUUAACAAAUGACAAAAACAAACAAAAUAAUCAAUGAAUCCAAAGUGAGUUUACUUGAAAGCGGCGCUGCUGCCUGAAUGUGGUCUUCGCUGCCACCGGAGUGCGACGCUCCCUGAAGCUAUGAUUGUAAUAAUUUUCCAAAAGUCUUGAUCACUGUAUUUAUGCGCGCACCUUAAAAGCAGAGCUCUCAUGUAAACGCUAAUGCAAUCCAAUCAACUCCAAAAAGCGCCCCGAGACCAAAUAGCGAAAUUCUACGCCCGUCCGUCCGUCUGUUUGUUGCCGCCCAUCCACAUGGAGGCGCUAAAGUGACGAAAGAGCACAGUUUGGAGUAUUUUGGAUUUGUUGAACUUUUAAGAAAGCACCUUUGGGUGAGCCCUAGAUGUCACCCUUUGCACCUUUCUGAGCUAGCUCACUUUGUCACUUCCUGUUGGCGGUUUGGAGGAUGUAACAGGACAAGGGUUUGGGGGGUAGUUUUUUGUAUGUUUAUUUUUUGUUUUCUAUCUUUUUAUACUUUUAUUCUCUCUUUGAUACAUUGUUUCCUCUUUUAUGAUAUUUGUUUACUGUAAAAUGGACACUCAAGACUUGAGGACUGAACAUUAAAACAAUUUCGUUAGCAAACCCUCCCCCCCCAUCCCCCACCCACCCAUUUUGUUUUUCCCCAAUGUUCAAGAAAGAUUACGACUUUUGUUGAUUGUAGUAUGAGAGAGAAAAAAAAUUAUGAAUUACCUGUUUGCAGCUUUGAGAAAUGAAUGGCAAAGGAAAAAUCCACCCCGCAAACAUUGGCAAUCCUGACUUGGACCGAAAAUGAUCUUAACGGAUCAGUCAGCUCCCGUUACUUUGACAGGGUGAUCUAUAAAAAGUAAAAUCUUGAUUUUUAUAAAAUGGUCUUCUUUAUGCUUAGAAAGCGAUGUAUCAUCUUUAAAUUUGCCGUUCUUUGGUCUUAAAAUGCCACUGUGUUACAUUUUCUUCAGAAAUCUUUUCCUGAUUUUGUUUUCGCGACGAUUUGCCUGAGAGAGGUGAUUGAUUACCUGUUGAUUUUUCUCAGGAGAAUUUCUUUUUUUUUUUUUUUUUUAUGCCAUCUCAAAGAAUCAACAUUGUCAAUUUUAACGUAUCAGCCCUCUUCAUUUUCACUGGAUGAGCGCUGAUCUUUUCAAAGUUUGAUUAGCUCUUACAAAAGGAAAACGUUCAUCCUUUACUAAAUCCUACAUUCAAAAAAUUUCACUGACAAUUAAUAACUUUGCUGUAUUUUCUUUGGUAAUCUUUGUAAAGGAUUUGAUGAAAUUUGAACACCAACAAAUGUAUGAAAAUUAUUUGAGGAAAAUUUCUUACGACAAAUGUCGUGACUAUAUCAAAUGUCAUGACUUAAUUUAAUAACAUAAAAUUUAAGAGGCUGGUUGGAAUUUUACAAAUUUUCCCCGUGACCUUUUUUUUGGGUUAAAAAAUUCGGACUAUUCUUACGCCAGACUGAAAAUUUGCAUAACGCCGCCCUCAGCCCUUUUUAUUUUCACUAGCUGAUCGCUGAUCUUGACAAAGUUUUGUUAGAUUUUCCAAAAGAAAGACCUUUAUUAUCCUUUUAUAAGAAAUAAUACUUUCUCCUUAAAUCAACCUGAAAAUGUCCUAAAAAUUCCACUGAUUCAAUUAACAACUUGGCUGUAUUUUCUUUGGAAAUCUUUCUAAAGGAUUUGGUGGAAUUUCUCUAAUAUUGCGACUUUCUCAUAAAAUUAAGGAGGAUAAUUGGAAUUGUACGAUUUUUUUUUUCCUGUGACUUUGUUAGUGGGAUUAAAAUUCCGAUUUUUCUCAAUCCCGACGUGUACUGAAAAUUUGCAUAAAAGACCAGUUCUUAAUACUUUCCUGUAAUACUUUGAAAUGAUUGUUGAUCUUUAAAACAUUUUCAAUUAGUUUUUUUCCCCCAAAAUGAAGACCUUCAAGGAUUUAAUGAAAUUUGACCACCAACAAUCGUUCAUUUAACUUGGAAGCAUAUUAGCCCAAUUUUCUAAAUUUGUAAAUAUCAUGAUCAUAUAAAAUAUGGCCCAGUCUGAGGGAUUUAUGUAGUGGCCUUAAAAUGUCUUCAAUUUGACUUGAAAUUCUCAUGACAUGGGGUGGAUUUUUCUUGUGUCGGGACCUCCUGGUGGCGAUGUGGUGAAUGUUAAAGCAAACUAAGCAAACUGGUCAAACUUGAGAAUGGCGGAGGAUCCGAACUUUAUCCCGCACGCCAGAGACAAAUCACAGACACACAAACACACUUAAGGUACAUGGGAACCUCUGAAGAAGCGGAAGCGCACACACUCCGUCGCACCCUCAGGAUGUGUGUGUGCUCGGCUUUGCGCAUCAAUGCAGUUUUUCAAACAAAAAAUUGUUUUGUUUGUUUUUUAGAAAAUGAAAAAAAUGUUACCUCGGAAGCUCUCAGCCAUUUUGUGAUGUUAUGGCGGGUAAUGUGGACGCUCUGCUAGGUCCUCGAUAUUCAGGGAAAAAAUAUUUUAAUUGUAAAAUUCAGAUUUUUUUCUUCUAGUAAUAGUAUUUUUUUUCCCUUGUGAAAUUACAUCUUUUUUUGGUAAAACAAAUUAAAUUGCUUUUCCCCUUGCUAUCAAAAAUAUUGGCAUGUAGUUGUUGGCCAAAGAAAAACUUUUUUUUCUUCUUAAAAUUCAGAUUUUAAACUCUGUUCUUUUCUCAUAGUUAUUUAUUUAUUAUUAUUAUUAGUUUUAUUUUUAUGCUAAAUUAGGAAUAUUUUCAUAAAAUUAUUUUUUUUCAUGUAAAAAUUUCAAUUAAUUUGUUUCCCCUUGCAGAAUUCUGACUAUACUCUAGUAGUAUGACUUUUUGAUUGACGAGUCCCCCAUAAUUGUAACGAAAAUUACAUUUUUUUUCCACUUAAUAGUAUAAUUUAUUUCUCAAAGUUGACCGUUUUUUUUUUUUAAAUACAGACUUCCUUUUUUACUUUUAUUUUAAAAUAAGGAUUUAUUUUUUUAUAUUACUUUUUCUUCUAAAAGCACCGUACAUAAACUUUUUUUGCACGUAAUUCCAAUUUUAUAAAAUGUGAAUUUUUACCCCCUCUUAAUAUUAAGACUUUUUUUUUCCCCCAAAUCUUUCAGAAUUAGUUUUUAUUCCCCCAAUUUUUUUUUCCUCCAGCAUAUUUGACUUUAAUCUAGUAUUUUUUUCCCAAUUUUCUCGUUAAAAUAGGAUUUCCCCCAUAACUUUAGUGUAAUAUUAUGACUUUGUCAUAAAAUUGGGAUUUUCUCAUUUUCCUCACAAAAUUGACUAAUAUUGUAAAAUUAGGACUUUUUUCAUUGCAAUUUUUGAAAACUUUUAUUCUGAUUUUCGAUUUUAUAAAAAAAAAAAAUUAAAAUAAGGAUUUUGUUGUAAUACUACAAUUUUUAUUUUAAAAUUAUGACGUAUCGAAGUCUGAGUUCCAACCAAAUUCAUGUAAAAAAUAUUGAUUUUUCCCCCAUCUCGUAAUAAUCUGACUUUUUUUCCUUGCAAAGCGAUGACUAAGCAAUGCGGCCACCCGCGCUGAGAGUCCAUGCAAACACACAGUCUUACCUCACACAUCGCCAUAGCAACCGUGAAUGAUGCUCGUCUCUGGUGUUCUUUCUGUCUCAUUUCCGCUAUAUCAAUACAUAUAGAUAAAUACAAAUAUACAGUUUAAGUAUAUGUCAAUAUUAAGUGUUCAUGAUCACAUAUGGAAGUUUGUUGGACGUGCACUGAUCAGCAUGAGCUUUUUAUUCUUCAUUACUCAGCAGCACGCAGGAAACAAACAAGUAGUCGAUUAGGGGCAAGUAAGAAUAAAUGCAGUGACAAAUACUCACCACGCCAACACGAGGCCCGUGUAAAUGUCAGUACCCUAACCCCGAAAACCCCCUCAUGACCCCUACGUGUUCGAAGUGCCAAUGACUUGUGAAUUCCUAACUGUGACCCACUAAUAAUAAUAAAAAAUAAUAAUUGCACAUUAA